Messenger RNA from Xenopus laevis (African clawed frog), 2809 nucleotides. RefSeq lists its product as uncharacterized. Lineage: Eukaryota; Metazoa; Chordata; Amphibia; Anura; Pipidae. The record is from RefSeq and is marked predicted.
GACAGAGGGAGAUGUCGGCGGCUCUGGUGCUGCUCGUGCUCAUUGCGCGGUCACUGGGGGAGUCUGUGAGGAAAGAGGCGGUGCUGCCCGACAAGUUGCUGGUGGUGACAGUGGCCACAGAAGCCACAGAGGGAUACCUGAGAUUCCUGCGCACGGCCCGACACUACAACUACACUGUGCGAACUCUGGGUCUGGGGCACGAGUGGAAGGGGGGAGACGUCGCCCGCACAGUGGGGGGAGGACAGAAGGUGAGAUGGCUCAAACAUGAACUGGAGCAGCACAAAGACCAGGACCAGCUCAUCAUCAUGUUUGUGGACAGUUAUGAUGUAGUAAUAGCCGGGACCCCCACUGAGUUGCUGUGGAAGUUCCAGCAGUUGGAGCACAAGGUGGUCUUCUCUGCGGAGGGAUUUUGUUGGCCUGAAUGGUCCCUCGCUGAGAGUUACCCCCCCGUCAGCAAUGGGAAUCGAUUCCUCAACUCUGGAGGGUUCAUUGGCUUUGCCCCCCAGAUCUAUGGGAUGGUUCAGUUGUGGAAGUACAAGGACAAUGAUGAUGAUCAGCUGUUUUACACCAAAAUUUACUUGGAUGAAUCACUGAGAGAGAGGUUUAAUAUCGCUCUUGAUCACAAGUCCAAUAUCUUCCAGAACCUAAAUGGAGCUAUAGAUGAAGUUGUGCUGAAGUUUGAGAGGAAUAAAGUGAGAGCUCGCAAUGUGGCUUAUGACACUAUUCCAGUUGUGAUACACGGAAAUGGACCCACAAAGUUACAGCUGAACUAUCUUGGAAAUUAUGUGCCAAAUUCGUGGACCCAUGAGGGUGGGUGUGAAGUGUGUGAUGAUGAUCUCUUCGACCUGUCCAUGUUAGAGGAUGAUGCGCUGCCACAUGUCUUGCUCGGGGUCUUUAUUGAGCAGCCAACCCCCUUCAUGUCUCAGUUCCUGGAACGACUGGUGCAGUUGGAUUAUCCCCGGAAUCGCCUGUCGCUCUUCAUCCACAAUAGUGAGCUUUAUCAUGAGAGACACAUCCAGACUUUCUAUGAGAGGCACAAGGACAGAUUCACGACUAUUAAAAUCGUGGGCCCCGAGGAAGCCAUGAGCCAAGGGGAGGCCAGAGACAUGGGCAUGGACCUGUGCCGGCAGGACGAGACCUGCGACUACUACUUCAGUGUGGAUUCCAACGUGGCUUUAACUAACCCUGACACCCUGUAUAUCCUGAUCCAGGAGAAUAAGAAGGUGAUUGCACCCAUGGUCUCCCGCAGUGGCAAACUCUGGUCUAACUUCUGGGGAGCCCUGAGCCCUGAAGGCUACUACGCCCGAUCUGAAGACUAUGCGGAUAUUGUCCAGGCGAAGAGGGUUGGGGUAUGGAAUGUACCAUACAUUGCCAAUGUUUAUCUAAUUAAGGGGGAGACACUGAGGGCUGAACUAUCAAACAAGAAUAUCUUCACGUUGCCGCAGAUGGACCCAGAUAUGUCUGUGUGUAAGAGCAUUCGGGAUAAGAACGUGUUCCUCCACAUCAGUAACAGAGACGAGUUUGGCCGUUUACUCUCCACCUCCAAAUACAACACGUCCCGACUGCACAACGACCUGUGGCAGAUCUUUGAGAACCCGCUGGACUGGAAGGAGAAAUAUAUUCAUGAGAACUAUUCCAAGAUCUUUGAGGAGGAUUAUUAUGAGCAGCCGUGCCCAGACGUCUACUGGUUCCCCGUCUUCAAGGAAAUAAUGUGCGACGAGUUUGUGGAAGAGAUGGAGAAUUUCGGCCAGUGGUCGGGCGGCAAGAAUCAGGACCAGCGGCUAGCGGGGGGCUAUGAGAAUGUGCCCACUGUGGACAUUCACAUGACUCAGGUUGGCUACCAGGAGGAGUGGCUGAAGUUCUUACAGGAAUACAUCGGCCCUGUCACAGAGAAGCUCUUCCCCGGAUAUUACACCAAGGCCAAGGCUCUGCUGAAUUUCAUUGUACGAUACAGACCAGAUGAGCAGCCCUCGCUCCGCCCCCACCAUGACUCCUCCACUUUCACUAUCAACAUCGCCCUCAACAAUAAAGGGAUCGACUACGAGGGCGGUGGCUGCCACUUCCUGCGCUACAACUGCCGAGUGGAAUCCCCCCGUAAAGGUUGGUCCUUUAUGCACCCCGGCCGCCUGACUCAUUACCACGAGGGUCUCCCCACAACCAGAGGGACCCGCUACAUCAUGGUCUCCUUUGUAGAUCCCUGACCCCACAACCCUCGACUCUUCUCUCCUAAACUGCAGGAUACUGGCAGUCAGUGAUGGGGUCCCUGUGCCUCGCCCACAAGCAGCAGGAGGGCUCCAUUCACUAUAAUCAGGGGGAGCGCUGUUCCUCAGUACAAGGGGGUUUUUCUAUUCACAAUCCAAUCUCAGUACUUGAGUAACUACUACUCACAUUCUUCCCUGUUCCUGGGGGGGGAGUCCAUCACUCACCCCUCUCAUUUGUCCAAUGCCAGUCCUCAUCCUCCCAGAACUUCAUUACAUCCCCCCUCCGCCCUUCCACAAUGGACUGGCCCAUUUUAACCAGAACUGAUCGGCAGAGAUUUGGAGAGAAAUCUGUUAGUAGAAAAUGAAUGAGAUGCAGUGGGCGGAGCAUGAGGGAGAAAUGGGGCGGGAUAGGAAGGGGAUUUGUUAGAUAAUUUAGGGGUUUCCAUGGGGAAAUGAUUGAUCUUCGCUGCUUUAUUACUCAACCAAAAGCAUUCGCUGCCUUCUGUAGAAAGUGCUUUAAAUUAUUGGUUCCGCCAGGUGACGAGUAUAAUGAGAGUAUUAGCCACGCUCUUUUGUAAGGUUUCAAUAAAAAUAUACUCCAAACUCCA